Molecule: messenger RNA, 1389 nt
Organism: Melanaphis sacchari
Lineage: Eukaryota; Metazoa; Arthropoda; Insecta; Hemiptera; Aphididae
Gene: fwe
Product: calcium channel flower
Exons: 7
Coding region: 324-878 (184 amino acids)
Biological process (GO): vesicle-mediated transport
Cellular component (GO): membrane
Source: RefSeq, a predicted model, not a curated record
ACUACCACAACAGCCUAGUUCACGGUUCUUAAUCACCAUUCACAACACAAUAUUUGUUAUUUUCCCGUUGUCGACAGAAGCAUUUCGCUGGUCGUACUCGCGGUAGUACUGUAGUAUAUAAUUUUUCUCGAUAAUCGUCUGCUCAUGUUAUAAUUUCAUACGACGACGGCAAAAACGAUUACUACAAGGCAGCAAUUGUGGUGGUUUAGAUAUUUCUGCUAUCCGUUUUCACCCCGUUUGCUGACGGAACCACAUACGAUCGCGCGCCCACUCGAGCCCAGCGCCUAGAACCACCCGCCCACGCAUAAGCGCGCUCUUCGAUCAUGUCUAUGGGAGAUAAAGUCACAAAUCUUUGGAAAAGAGCCAGCGAUGAAGGUGAAAAUAGGGAUGAAAUUCCUUGGCACUUAAAAUAUGGUAGUAGAACAUUAGGAACAUUUGCAGGCGUUGUCAAUUUAUUCACUGGUAUUUGGAAUGGACUAGGAUUAAUUUUUUUAAACACAGAUUGUUUAUUUGGUGGAAUUUUACAACUACUACUUGGUAUUUUACUUAUUGCGUUAGAAGCACCUUUUCUUUGUGUAUUUAUUGAUUAUAUGCAGAAAGUCAGUGAUGUUGCUGAAAAUAAACCUUACUGGACUAGAGCUAUUGUUUAUGUUGGGUUAUCAUUAGUACCAAUGCUUCUAUGUUUUGGUCCAAGUACAUUAAUAGCCAGUGCUUUAGUAUUUUGUACUGGUUUAUUGUAUGGUCUCAUGUCAGUUGGGAAAAAAGGAUCUAGGGAAGACAUGGGAGCUAUUGCUUCUCCUGUUGAUAAUGUUUCUCAACCCAUGGGCGGACAUCACACAACUUUAAUGGAAGAUCCAGAUGUGUGGCGUCCCACUUAAGGCAAACUGAACUAGAUUUUUAAAGUGGCACCAGCAGAACAAAUGAAAACUACAGCAUCCACAUUAGAGCCAUGAAACAUGUAUAACAUUAGUGGAAUAUAUAAUAUUUAUUUAUAUAUAACCAACCCAACCUUAGAAUUCACUAAAACCAAUUAAAAAUAAUUUAUUGGUUCCCUAGUGAUUUUAUUACAAUCACUAUCCACAUGCAUUCCAAUAUACUGUGGUCUCCUAACUGAUGAUACUCAUUUAUCUAUGGUAAUCAGGUCCAGCAAAAUUAUUUAAUUAAUUCAAUAUGUAUCUCUUAAUAGAUAAAUUGAUGUUCAUUAAUGGUAUUCCUCUACUUUUCACCCCAUUCAAUUGUAUAAUAGAUUUUCACUUAAAUAUCUAAAAACCUCAAAUAGGAUAAUCUUUAUAUUUAUUCAACUCUUACAAUUUAAUCUUAUUGCAUGCCAUUAAUGUAUAUUAAUUUAGUUGUCAUGUUUUAAAAUAAUUUUUAAUCGAGUAUUGAAAU